Messenger RNA from Adineta ricciae, 1122 nucleotides. The record is from the annotation of a GenBank genome assembly. Lineage: Eukaryota; Metazoa; Rotifera; Eurotatoria; Adinetida; Adinetidae.
AUGUUUUUAAUUAGUAUUGCUCUUUUUCUAACAUUGUUAUUGAUCAGCGAUGUAUCUCCAACAUCAGUAGUAAUUAGUAAUGUGUUACCUCGUGUGGAUAUAAAUGGUAAACCAAUGGAUAUUCACGAUGGAAAUAUUAUUCAGUAUGAUAAAGAUGGUCUCUAUUAUUAUUAUGGUAUUGGUUAUGGAGACUGUCAUCCACCUUUGGAUUUUGGUUGUGCUGGUCUUUAUUUAAUGAGUGAUUGUGGUUUUCGUACGAAUCAUACUGUUAAUUUGUAUACUUCAUCUGAUUUAUAUCGAUGGACAUUUGUGCGGGAUAUUUUUCCCACAAGUGGAGGUCGACCAAGAGGAAUUUAUUAUCGACCAAAAGUGAUCUACAAUCGAUAUACACAACUAUACGUACUCUGGAUUAAUCGUGUUGUACGUAAUGGUCCUUUUCAAUCACCAAAUUUUCUUAAUGCAAGUUAUGUAGUAGCUACAUCGAAAACUCCUGAUGGUGUUUUCACUGUUGUUCAAGAAAAAGUCCAAACACUUCAAUACGAUAAUCCAGGCGAUUUUGCUGUUUUUGUUGAUGAUAGUAAUGAUACUGGAAGAUCAAUUGGUUAUCUUGUUUAUAAUUCUUUCAAUAAUCUUCAUCGUAUUCAAAUUGAACAAAUGACACCAAAUUUCACCAGUACAUUAGGUAAAUCAUCCACAACUGGACCAUUAACACCAAGUAAUAAUGAAGCACCGAUUAUGUUCAAACGUCACGAAUAUUAUUAUCUAUUAUUUGGACAAUGUUGUUGUUUCUGUACAUCAGGUAGUAAUUCUCGUGUUUAUGUUAGUAAACAUCCGAUGGGUAUCUGGAAUGAUACACAAUAUGAUAUUGAUCCAGUGAGAGAUAUAAUUAUCGAUGGAAUUGUACGUCAUCGAUCAAUUUCGGGUGGACAAGAAAGUUUUGUUAUUGAAGCAUUGCAAAAGAAUGACACAUCAGUAUUUAUCUUUGUUAGUGAUCGUUGGGGUACAGGUAAAAAGAAAGCUAACGACAUGCAAUAUUGGCAACCAUUAGAAUUUGAUGAUACUCAAAUACCACCACGUAUUCAACAACUUAUAUGGACAGAUCAAUUUAUCCUCAAUUUAUAA